Molecule: messenger RNA, 2585 nt
Organism: Trichomycterus rosablanca
Lineage: Eukaryota; Metazoa; Chordata; Actinopteri; Siluriformes; Trichomycteridae
Gene: phaf1
Product: phagosome assembly factor 1
Exons: 16
Coding region: 419-1696 (425 amino acids)
Biological process (GO): Golgi to plasma membrane protein transport
Cellular component (GO): dendrite; synaptic vesicle membrane; trans-Golgi network
Source: RefSeq, a predicted model, not a curated record
UAUGUGUGUGCUUAUCCUCCUUUAUUAUUAUUUCUGGAUUUUUAAAUAAUAUUUAUUAAUAGACUGGUUGAUCAGAAGACAACCUUCCUAAGCCACCUGUCGUAUUUAAGAGUUUUAAGUGUUUAUGCUUCUUUUACCAUGUUUUGAUUUUAAUGAUCAGUAAGUAAUUCCAUACCAAUCUCACCUCAUUAUUUAUAAAUAUGCAGAGACUGUCUAUAAUCAGAAAACUAAGUUAAAGUCUGAUCACUUUGAAGCAGCUGUCUGUGUUGUCUGGUGUGUAAAUAAUAAAUCAGCUGGUUGUUAGAUCUGACAAUAGUGCAGUUGAGUCUGAUUGUCUAUCUGGACAUAUAUUAGUGUGCAAGUGUGUAAAAGGAAAGGUCCAGCUCUGGCCCAGUCCGAGAAGCCCUCUGAAAACCCAAUGCUGGAUCUGGAAGUGGUUCCUGAGCGCUCUUUGGGAAAUGAACAAUGGGAAUUCGCGUUAGGAAUGCCAUUGGCCCAGGCCAUUUCCAUCUUGCAAAAGCACUGCCGAAUUAUCAAGAAUGUCCAGGUGCUCUACAGCGAACAAAUGCCACUCAGUCACGACCUCAUACUCAACCUGACUCAGGAUGGAAUUAAACUGCUGUUUGAUGCUUACAAUCAGAGACUGAAGGUUAUUGAAGUAUAUGACUUGAGCAAAGUAAAAUUGAAAUACUGUGGAGUACAUUUUAACUCUCAGGCUAUAGCACCUACCAUUGAGCAGAUUGACCAGUCCUUUGGCGCUACUCAUCCGGGAGUAUACAAUGCUGCAGAACAGCUCUUCCACCUGAACUUCCGUGGCCUCUCAUUCUCCUUCCAGUUGGACUCAUGGAGCGAAGCCCCAAAAUACGAGCCUAACUUUGCCCAUGGCUUGGCCUCCCUGCAGAUUCCACAUGGAGCUACAGUAAAAAGGAUGUACAUUUACACUGGAAACAACCUUCAAGAAACCAAGGCUCCUGGGAUGCCUCUGGCCUGUUUUCUGGGUAAUGUGUAUGCCGAGUGUGUUGAUGUUCUGAGGGAUGGGGCAGGGCCACUGGGUCUCAGACUGCGCCUCCUCACAGCAGGAUGUGGUGCAGGAGUGUUAGCCGAUGCCAAAGUACGAGCCCUGGAAAGAAACAUCUACUUCGGGGAUUCGUGUCAGGAUGUUCUGAGUGCUCUGGGCUCACCACAUAAAGUCUUCUACAAGUCUGAAGACAAGAUGAAGAUCCAUUCUCCCUCUCCUCACAAGCAGGUCCCCUCCAAGUGUAACGACUACUUCUUUAACUACUUCACCCUGGGGGUGGACAUACUAUUUGAUUCCACAACCCACCUGGUAAAGAAGUUUGUUCUUCACACCAACUAUCCUGGUCAUUACAAUUUCAACAUAUAUCAUCGAUGUGAUUUUAAAAUUCCCCUCAUUAUUAAAAAAGAUGGAGCUAAUGCUCAGGAAGAUGACUGCAUCCUCACCACCUACAGCAAGUGGGAUCAGAUCCAGGAGUUACUGGGACACCCUAUGGAGAAACCAGUAGUGCUUCAUAGGUCAUCAUCUGCAAAUAAUACCAACCCGUUUGGAUCCACGUUCUGUUUUGGGCUACAGAGGAUGAUCUUUGAGGUGAUGCAGAACAACCACAUAGCAUCAGUCACCCUGUACGGAGCUCCUCGCCCUGCCAGCCUCUCCCGUACCGAGUCAAGUGCCCACUGAGGUUCCCAUCCUAUCCAGCUCAAUCAGGUCCACCAGCGCAGUGUGCCUUCUCUCACUGCUGCCAUCACACAAGCUACAGCACCACAUGCUGGGAGUUUCCCAAAGUCCUUCUGCUGAACAUAGUGAUGGAUGCUUUUUUCUCCCACACACACACACACGCACACACACACACUACUUUCCUCUCCCUCCAGCAUCUGUCAGUGGCAGUAUAGCACAGGGGAUGCACAGUGAUUCGAUUUCACUUAGAUAAGCUGUUUUUGUAAAUGAGCUUCUGUUUUACAUUUUUCCCACACAAACCACUGACACAAGGGCGUACGUGGCACACACUUCAUCCCAUUUUUCUGUGGCACGUUAAGCUUCAUAAUCCUAGGGUGGGUUGCACCAAGUCGUUUUCAGCUAAAACUGCUAAAUUGGCAGUAGCUUAGACCAGGAUUACUCGCCCUCCUUUAAGUAAUAACUGCCCGAUAAGGACAGCAGGCUGGCGCACACCUCUAUCAACAUGUGAGAAGCCGCUGCGCAACCCGCUAUUUUUCACACCAACAGAGAGCUUUAACACGUACAGAGAAAUAAGCUAAUCCUGCUCCAUUCCUGUGCCACUUGUGCCAGCAUCUUUAUCAGACAGCAGACGUUAUUAUUACAAUGGCAGGAAGGUCAAACUUAGCUUAGUUAUCCAGGGCUAUAGAGCACCCUGAUCAGGCCGGUGGCACCACUUUUAUACUAGAAUUUGGGAGUCCAUGAUAUUGGGCUAGCACAAUAGACAGCUGUGUGGAGGUUUUCCCCAUUCUUGGCAAUUCUUCUUGCUUUAGGUUAUUUAGUAACUGUUUAUGUGCUGUUAUAACAGUCACAUUGACAGUUCUUGUAUGUAUUUGUAUAUAUUAAAUCAAUGCUA